Molecule: messenger RNA, 4797 nt
Organism: Phyllopteryx taeniolatus (common seadragon)
Lineage: Eukaryota; Metazoa; Chordata; Actinopteri; Syngnathiformes; Syngnathidae
Gene: csnk2a4
Product: casein kinase 2, alpha 4 polypeptide
Exons: 13
Coding region: 1467-2243 (258 amino acids)
Biological process (GO): protein phosphorylation
Cellular component (GO): nucleus; cytosol; protein kinase CK2 complex
Molecular function (GO): ATP binding; protein serine/threonine kinase activity
Source: RefSeq, a predicted model, not a curated record
UUCCUUCCCGGUACUUGUUGACGUAGGGGGGAAUCCGCCAUAUUGUCUCUGAUACAGCAGAAAUCGCACUUCACAGGACACAUACCGGCGACUGUCCCAAAUUUGACCAUUACAGUUGACAACUGAUCUUCUGGGGGUCUUGUUGAUCACGGGGGCGACGACCACGUGCCCCUGGUGCCCCCUCCCUUGUCCUCAAGUAACCCCUCCCCCAUACCCCUUUCCCUUUUUUAAUCAAACUCCACAUCCCAUACCUUCCCUCGUACCUCUCCCUUCCUGAGCCUUCCGCUGCUGAGGGAAUCCACCACCCACUCUGCCAAGCUGUCGGACAUGUCAGGACCUGUGCCAAGCCGGGCCAGAGUGUACAAUGAGGUCAACACUCACCGGCCGAGGGAGUACUGGGACUAUGAAUCCCACGUUGUGGAAUGGGGGUAAAGUGGUUGUUGCCUGUUUCACUCGAUUUUCAGCAUGUCGCAGCUGCAAUUUCCAACCUGUAUGAUGUACUCACAGUAACCAAGAUGACUUUCAGCUGGUGCGAAAGCUAGGCCGUGGCAAAUAUAGUGAAGUCUUUGAGGCCAUCAACAUCACCAAUAAUGAGAAGAUUGUAGUAAAGAUCCUCAAGCCUGUGAAGAAAAAGAAAAUAAAGCGUGAGAUCAAGAUUUUGGAGAAUUUACGAGGAGGCCCUAAUAUUAUCUCCCUUAUAGACAUUGUGAAAGACCCUGUGACCUCCGAGACCGGAUUGUGUCAAGGCACAAAUCAGGGGAAGGAUACAAAAGAAUUUUAGCAGCAUUGAAGGUCCCGAAAAGCACUGUGGUCUCGACUAUUCGGAAAUGGAAUAAAUUUGGAACCACAAGGACCAUUUCCUAGAUCUGGCCGUCCAACCAAGCUAAGUACCCGGGGGAAAAGGCUCUUCGUCAGAGAUGUGAACAAAAACCCCCUCCUUCUGUUGCAGGAACUGAGCAACUAGUCCGUAUAGAGGGGAAGAUGACCGCUGCCAAAUAGAGAAAUUCUUCAAGAGAACUUUCUUCAGAGUGCUCUGGAACUCAGACUAGGUCGUCCGUUCACCUUCCAACACGACAAUGACUCAAAGUACACAGCCAAGAAGACAAAGGAGUGGCUUCAGGACCGGCCUGUGAAUGUCCUUGAGUGGCCCAGCGGGAGCCCUGACUUGAAUCCAAUCGAGCAUCUCUGGAAAGACCUAAAAAUGGCUGUCCACCGACGCUGCCCAUCCAACCUGACUGUCCUUGAGAGGAUCUGGAGAGAAGAAUGGGAGAAAAUGAUGUGCCAAGCUCGUACAGACAUACCCAAGACUGGAGGCUGUAAUUGCUGCCAAAGGUGCUUCAACAAAAUAUUAAGCCAAGGGCGUGAAUACUUAGUCUCGUACACCUGCCUUGGUCUUUGAACACGUUAACAACACUGACUUCAAGCAAUUGUACCAAACUUUGACAGAUUAUGACAUCCGGUUCUAUAUGUACGAGAUCCUUAAGGCUCUGGACUAUUGCCACAGUAUGGGAAUCAUGCAUAGAGAUGUCAAGCCGCAUAAUGUGAUGAUUGAUCAUGAACACCAUAAGUUACGUCUUAUUGACUGGGGCCUUGCCGAAUUUUACCACCCAGGACAGGAGUACAACGUCAGGGUCGCCUCACGCUACUUUAAAGGACCAGAACUCUUGGUGGACUAUCAGAUGUAUGACUACAGUCUGGAUAUGUGGAGUUUGGGGUGUAUGCUGGCCAGCAUGAUCUUCAGGAAAGAGCCUUUCUUCCACGGCCAUGACAACUAUGACCAGCUGGUGAGAAUAGCCAAGGUCUUGGGAACAGAAGACCUAUACGACUAUGUCGAUAAGUACAACAUUGAGCUAGAACCUCGUUUCAACGAUAUACUUGGAAGGCAUUCCCGCAAGCGGUGGGAACGAUUUGUUCACAGUGAAAACCAGCAUCUGGUCAGUCCAGAAGCUCUGGAUUUCCUUGAUAAGCUGUUGCGCUAUGAUCACCAGACCCGUCUCACUGCUCGUGAGGCCAUGGAUCACCCUUACUUCUUCACCAUUGUGAAGGACCAGUCUCGCGGUGGAGCUGGAGUCGCCAACCUACCCAGUGGGAACCCAGCUGUUAGUACAGCCAGCAUUAUCACUGGUAUCUCUGCCUUGCCAGCUUCUACUGCCCUGGGCCCGCUCACCGGCUCGCCUGUCCUGUCUGGCGCCACCAACGCCCUGAGCUCCCCGCUGCCCACUGCUGCCGGAGCACCCCAGUGACACCCUCAUCAAAUCCAGACGGAGACGGACGGGUGCAACUCUACCAGCUCUCUCUACAUCUGAACUUGUGGCCAAACCUCCUCAAAACCUUAUUCUUUAUUUUUAAAGUAUGUUCUUCCUCUUCUCAUAUAAACAUUCUCUUGUAACAUCUGAAAUGUUCUGUGUAGCUUACAUACACUGAUAUUCAUUUCUACAAAUAUAGUCAUGCAUUCAAGGGGGGAAGCAGUGUGAUCCAAGGUUGUUUUGUUUUGUUGGGGUUGUGUAGUACUUUUAGAAGUACAUUGGCAGAAGGCAAACAAGAAAUAUUCGCCAUCAGGACCAAAAGGAGCACAUCUCGAUAAACGUCUUGCUUCCAAUAUCUCCGAACACGUUGUGUGUCUGCUCAGCCUCCCUGGUAAGGUCUAUUCAGGGGUGCUGGAGAGGAGGGUCCGUCGGGAAGUCGAAUCUCAGAUUCAGGAGGAGCAGUGUGGUUUUCGUCCUGGCCGUGGAACAGUGGACUAGCUCUACACCCUCGGCAGGGUCCUCGAUGGUGCAUGGGAGUUCGCCCAAUCAGUCUACAUGUUUUGUGGACUUGGAGAAGGCGUUCGACCGUGUCCCUCGGGGAGUCCUGUGGUCCCUGUACGACCGGAGUCAGAGUUUGGUCCGCAUAUCCGGCAGUAAGUCGGACUCGUUCCCGGUGAGGGUUGGACUCCGCCGAGGCUGCCCUUUGUCACCGAUUCUGUUCAUAACUUUUAUGGACAGAAUUUCUAGGCGCAGCCGAGGCGUAGAGGGGGUCCGGUUUGGUGGCCUCAGUAUUGCAUCUCUGCUUUUUGCAGAUGAUGUGGUUCUGUUGGCUUCAUCAAGCCGUGACCUCCAACUCUCAUUGGAGCAGUUCGCAGCCGAGUGUGAAGCGGCUGGGAUGAGAAUCAGCACCUCCAAAUCUGAGACCAUGGUCCUCAGUCGGAAAAGGGUGGCAUGCCAUCUCCAGGUCGGGGAUGAGAUCCUGCCCCAAGUGGAGGAAUUCAAGUAUCUCGGGGUCUUGUUCACGAGUGAGGGAAGAAUGGAACGGGAGAUCGACAGGCGGAUCGGUGCAGCGUCUGCAGUGAUGCGGACUUUGUAUCGGUCCGUUGUGGUAAAGAAAGAGCUAAGCCGAAAGGCGAAGCUCUCAAUUUACCGGUCGAUCUUCGUUCCUACCCUCACCUAUGGUCAUGAGCUGUGGGUCGUGACCGAAAGAACAAGAUCCCGGAUACAAGCGGCCGAAAUGAGUUUCCUCCGCAGGGUGUCCGGGCUCUCCCUUAGAGAUAGGGUGAGAAGCUCGGUCAUCCGGGAGGAUCUCAGAGUAGAGCCGCUGCUCCUCCGCAUUGAGAGGAGCCAGAUGAGGUGGCUGGGGCAUCUGAUUCGGAUGUCUCCCGGACGCCUCCCUGGUGAGGUGUUCCGGGCAUGUCCCACCGGGAGGAGACCCCGGGGCCGACCCAGGACACGCUGGAGAGACUCCAUCCUUCGGCUGGCCUGGGAACGCCCCGGAAGAGCUGGAUGAAGUGGCUGGGGAGAGAAAAGUCUGGGCGUCCCUGCUGAUGCUACUGCCCCCGCGACCCGACCCGGAUAAGCGGGAGAGAAUGGAUGGACGUUGUGUGUCUGGUGCUGUUCUGUGCUCCAGAUAUAUGACACUAAUGCUUGAUUAGUCUUUCAAAGCCACCUAGCCAUACCAGCCAAAACAUCGAGACCAAAUCAUCCCCCUUCUUGGUGAGAGACCACACAAACUUGCACACUGUUCUGGACUGCUGGAUGCGGCCCAGUACAUUGAUUUCUUGCGAAAUGCUGCUUUCUAGUUUCUUACAUUACUUCAAGACAGAACCAAAGUUUUACCCCAAUUCAUUGGAAAUAAUAAUGGAACAAACCUGGUUUGAUUUCUCGAUAGAUAAACAUCUUUUAACACUGGGGGGGUUUUUUCUUCAUGCAAAUAAUUUGCUCAUUAACUCUGGAGAGAGAACACAGUAAUAAGAUAAUCCUGGCCAAAACAAGAGGAGGAGUUGUGUUGUCCUGUAGAUUUGGAUGAUGUGGAGUUGCUGUUGGAGACGAAAACGGAAUGUUUUUGAGUCCUGGUUACUGCAUAGACUAUCCAAAGUAAUAUAAGGCACUGGAGAAUAUGUUGGUGCAAAUGUAUCCUUCCCAAAUCUGUUUUACCAAAACCAAGAGUUUUUAUGCACAGCAGGUGAGGAGUUUGCGUUUGUUUUGUGGCCAUGCCCCCAAUGUGUCAAAACCCUCAUGGGUUAAGGUUGACAGUGUGAGUAUUCAGAGCAUUUUGUUCUAAGGAUUCUUGGCACGUGAAUGAAAUACUGUUUCAAUUUGGAGUUUAAAAAAAAAAAAAGGAUAUCAAUCUCUGUUUUUGUGCCACAAUUUGAAAGUGUAAGUUUGUGACCCUGCUGUGUCCCAUCUUUUGUAGACAUGAAAAUGCAAAUAAAUCACAAAGCGUGUACAUUGACUCCCUAUACCACUGUAUAUAUUUGUAUGUCCUUAUGUAGAAGACUAGUAUUUGCAAAUAUUUCUGUAAAUAAACAUUUGUAUUUAUCAGGUA